This is a messenger RNA of Schizosaccharomyces cryophilus OY26, 2504 nucleotides long. Its product is annotated as inositol polyphosphate phosphatase. The record is from RefSeq and is a predicted model, not a curated record. Lineage: Eukaryota; Fungi; Ascomycota; Schizosaccharomycetes; Schizosaccharomycetales; Schizosaccharomycetaceae. The coding region runs from base 349 to 2154 and encodes 601 amino acids. Gene Ontology annotation, cellular component: endoplasmic reticulum. Gene Ontology annotation, biological process: phosphatidylinositol dephosphorylation. Gene Ontology annotation, molecular function: phosphatidylinositol-4-phosphate phosphatase activity. The transcript has a single exon.
CUAAAUUGCAGACGAACAACAGAGAAAACUUCUUGUACUAUUUCAGUUUUAAUUUUAUGUGUAAUAAGAUUUUCUUUUUUUCCACGUACGAUGAUUUUCUUGAAAACUUGCAAGGAGAAUAGUGCACUCCCUUGAACGGGAGAAGGAGGAAGCCAUUGAAUCAACAGACCGAAGAUGCUUUUACAUCUUUAUAACUUCUCUAAUUUAUAAAGUCAAUUCCUGUGUUAUUGUGCAAGUUUUGGAUCGUCUAACCAUCAGGUCCCUUAGGAUACAGUGAACAUACGACCUUCCAUUAACCAACCACGGAGGAAAGCCUACUGAAUCUUCGAAGGAGAUUAUAAAGAAGAAAUGGUGCAGUUCGAAGCAACAGAAAAGCAAUUUAAGCUUCGUCGCGAGGAUUGUUGCUUGUUGAUUGAUCGUGCAACGGGAGGCAUCCAAGUUACGCCAGAGGAAUUGGAUUCCGAAGACCGCAAAAGUGAAAACAGCGUUACUAUAUUUGGAUCUAUUAAACUGAAGAACGAUGAAUAUCUGAUUCUUGCUACAGAACGGUCUAGCGCUGCUCAGAUUUUGGGCCACAAAAUUUAUCGCGUGGAAAAGUUUGAGGUGAUUCCUUACAUGGGGCGACUUGCGACCGACCAAGAUGAAUUAGAUUUAUACAAUUUGCUUCAAAACCAUUUGAAAACAGGACCUUUUUACUUUAGUUAUACUUGGGAUCUAACCAACUCUUUGCAACGGUCUUGUGCAGAGGAAACCAAGAAUUCGAAUGUUUCUAGAAGUGAUAAUCGAUUCUUUUGGAACGAGUUUGCCAGCAAAAAAUAUAUUGAAGCGAUCCAGGCGCACCCAGAAGCUGCCUCAUUCGUUACGCCUAUGAUUUAUGGCUUCAUUACUUCCUCCACAUGCAUGGUGAAAGGCCGCUCAGUCACUUUAGCACUUAUUUCUCGCCGUUCCAAAUUCCGUGCAGGAACACGUUAUUUUACAAGAGGGAUUGAUGAAAAUGGAAAUCCUGCCAACUUCAAUGAAGUAGAGCAGAUAACCAUUGUUUCGGAUGAACGCUCUGAAAUCACAUACUCUCAUGUUCAAACUCGUGGAAGUGUCCCGGCCUACUGGGCAGAAGUGAAUAAUCUUCGCUAUCGUCCGCGAAUGAUCACUAACUCGGCAUCUCUUGCUACUAAGGCAGCACAAAAGCAUUUCGACGAGCAAAUUGCUAUCUAUGGCGAUCAAAUUAUAGUAAACUUGGUAAACUGCAAAGGACACGAACUUCCCGUUAAACAGGUUUAUGAAAAUGUGGUACGACGUCUCGAUAAUCCUCGCAUCCAUUAUCACUAUUUUGACUUUCAUAAGGAAUGCAGCCGUAUGCGGUGGAACCGUGUUUCGUUAUUGAUGGACGAGAUCCUUCCAGAGUUGGACGAGCAAGGAUAUACUACCCUCGACACGCAAAAAUAUCGAGUACUUUCUAGACAAACGAGCGUCGUCCGCAGCAACUGUAUGGAUUGCCUAGAUCGAACCAAUGUGGUUCAAAGCUGUAUUGGGCGACACGUUUUGACAAAUCAGCUUCGCAAAUGCGGUCUACUUGGCGCUACCCAUCCUCUUCGUUCCAUCCUUCCUUUGGAAAAAAGCUUCUGUUGUAUUUGGGCUGACAAUGCUGACCACAUUAGUACGGCGUAUUCCGGAACAGGUGCUCUAAAGACUGAUUUUACCCGUACUGGAGUUCGCACUCGUCGAGGUGCGUUUGAUGACUUCGUUAAUUCUGCUAAGCGAUACAUCUUAAACAACUUUUAUGAUGGUGCUCGUCAAGAUGCCUAUGAUUUGGUAUUGGGUCGCUUUAUUCCUUCUUCCGACUUUCAUUACCGUCUUGAUUUACGCCCUCUUACCAUUCGUUGUAUGCCUUACGUGUUAUUAGCAUGCGUACUCUUGUUUUUCUUUUCCUUGUUCUCCAGAUCUUCUACGGCGGUAUUUUCCCCGCACAUUCUUUUGCUGCUUUCCUUUCUUGGUAUUUUGGCUUCCACUUUCUACUGUGUUUCUCGCGGAAUGCAAUACGUCAAUUGGCCUCGUCUUUUGCUUCCAACUUUUUUGCAUUCCGAAUUCACUUCUGAAGGUCGAGUCUUUCUCCCCAAUAGUCAAUUGGCAACUCAGUACAAAGCCCAAAAUGACUGAGAAGAAGACUCUUAAUUCAGAAAAAUUCUAUGACCAUAUCGCCAGAACAGGAAGAUAUACGUUUUCUUUUCCCUCGUGCUUGACUUUGAUUUGAUGAAAUAACAAGAAGGUUUUUGUUUCCCAUAUUGUUCUUUUUGUUUCUCUCUGUGACCCACUGUGAGAUGAUCUUUCAAUAGAUUCUGAUCUUUUGCGACGACUCCUUUCUUGGUAUGAAUUAUGAGAUCUAUUUAAUUACGUAUCUAUCUAUAACGAAUGGAAACUAUUUUCCUCAAUGGAAACAUCAAGACUAGAAAUAUACUGCAAAUAAUCACAAUCUCUGUUUCUAAUCUCAACUAUAACUUCUUCCAACA